Pseudophryne corroboree (corroboree frog) is the source of this 3983-nucleotide messenger RNA. RefSeq names its product TRIO and F-actin-binding protein-like. Gene Ontology annotation, cellular component: actin cytoskeleton. The record is from RefSeq and is a predicted model, not a curated record. Gene Ontology annotation, biological process: positive regulation of substrate adhesion-dependent cell spreading. Bases 211 to 3534 code for a protein of 1107 amino acids. Gene Ontology annotation, molecular function: actin filament binding. Lineage: Eukaryota; Metazoa; Chordata; Amphibia; Anura; Myobatrachidae. The transcript is spliced from 15 exons.
CCACAGCAAACAGAGGCCUCCCAUGACCAACGGAGUUUCUCUCAUUUUGACAGCCGCAGCAGAGAGGGUCGUCGAGCAAGUAUCCCAAACACAUCUGAGAAAGCUCCAGUUAGUCAUUCAUAUGCUACACAAUACCAACAGCUUGAUAGGCCACAGAAAUUGGAGCAACAGUAUAAACCAUCAGCCUCUAAUAAACCAGAGUUACAUUAUAUGGGAUCCAAACACACUCAGCAAACACAAAACCAUCGAUCACUGGGUUUUCUUUCUGAACAGGAACUACUGUAUACCGAGACCAGCUAUAUGCAAGAGACUAAAAAUAAUUCUGGAUGGUCUGGAUACAAGCCUGCAGGACCUCUUUCUAGUCACACACCACAAAACCAACAUAUGUUGGGUUACUAUAAUAGUACCGAAAUUCCAUUGUCUAAAACUAUAUCAAGUGCAACUGCAUUGCAAACAAAAUGGGAUACGUCAACAAAUGUUGUGUCAUGUCCUGCAUCUCCCCAUGAAUUUGGUCGUAGUACGUCAAGAAAUGUUGUUGUGUCACAUCCUGCAUCUCCCCAUGAAUUUGGUCGUAGUACGUCAACAAAUGUUGUUGUGUCACGUCCUGCAUCUCCCCAUGAAUUUGGUCGUAGUACGUCAACAAAUGUUGUUGUGUCACGUCCUGCAUCUCCCCAUGAAUUUGGUCGUAGUAUGUCAACAAAUGUUGUUGUGUCACGUCCUGCAUCUCCCCAUGAAUUUGGUCGUAGUACGUCAACAAAUGUUGUUGUGUCACGUCCUGCAUCUCCCCAUGAAUUUGGUCGACGAAACUCCCAAGGGCUGCACUUAUUACCUGAAGCUAAGUAUCCAAAUGUUAGCAAUGCCAUGUUAUUUCGAGCAGAUUCUGAGAGCAAGGCUCACACUCCACCAGAACCAAUGAAAAAAGAAUUACAUAGACUACAAACACCUACUUCAAAUACUAUUAUGAGGAGUUCCCAGGGACCAUACACUCCUUCACCAGGACCCAUGCCUGGUGAUUUGAAAGAGUUUCAUGUAUCAAAUAUUCCUGAGAUUAACUACAAAGGCUUCUUGAGUCUGAAGACGGCAUCUGCAGGAUCUGAGGGACUGCCUGCUCAGUAUCCUAAAAAUGAACAUUCACAUACUAAAGGAAUUAAAGAAAUCCAUCCCAGCGAAAGUGCCACUGACAGGAUCCCUCAGGAAACACAACACAAUAUACCAUCAAGUUCUCUUUCUGAACAGGAGCCACUAUAUACUGAGACCAACUGUAUGCAAGAGGCAACAAAUCAAUCAGGGUGGUCUCGAUACAAGCCUGCAGGGCCACUUUCUUGUUGCAGACCAGAACCACAGUCCCAACAGCUUGUGGAAUGGUACAGUGGCACAGAAAGCCCUCUGUCCAAAGUUGUACUGAGGUCAACUAGAACAUGUACAAUUCAAGAAACGGAUUAUGGCAACUCACAGAGUAUGGACACAUUAACAAAAUCUGGGACAGAAAAUGUUUGUGAUGAAAAAAAAUCUCCACAAGAACCUGAGAGCAGAUCUAGGAGUCCAUUAGAAAUUGUAAAAAGUGAAUGCCAGAAUCCAAAAACACCUCCCAAAAAUACCAUUCUGAGUGGCUCCCAGAGACCACAUAUGCCUUCACCAGAACCCAUUUCAUCUGAUUUGAAGGGGCUACAAAUAUUAAAUACAUCUGAGAAUACACAAUAUGACUUCCUAAGCCCAUGUUCUAUAACAACUCUAUGGACUUCAGGUUUUGAAGUGCAAUCAUCUUUAUAUCCUAAAAAUAAAUAUCCACAUACUAAGAAAAAUACAGAGUACCACCAGAGCGAACAGUCCCCUGCUGACAGAAAUACUCCAGAGUAUGUUGAGAACUGGGACAUGUACUUAAAUACCACUGCAAAUCCAACCAAGCCAGACCUGCUGAACUUCAAGAAGGGUUGGAUGUCCCUGCUUGACGGCAAUGGAGAGUGGAAGAAACACUGGUUUGUUCUGACAGAUUCCAGCCUCCGAUAUUACAGAGACUCCAAUGCUGAAGAGGCAGAUGAUUUAGAUGGAGAGAUAGAUCUCCGGACUUGCACUGACGUGCCUGAAUUUAACGUACAGAGGAAUUAUGGCUUCCAAAUCCAUACCAGCGAGGGUGUUUUCACACUUUCUGCUAUGACUUCUGGGAUACGCAGGAACUGGAUUGAAGCAUUGAGAAAAAACGUCCACCCUGUUUGUAUACCCGAUGUGACCAAGUUGUCUGAGGGCAAUAAGGAGAAUACGUUUGUACCCACUCGUCACACUCAAAGGCCUGAAGAACUGCGACUGGGUUCAGAAGUCAGACAGAGAAAAGCGGAGCUGACAGGAUCUCGUCAAGGUUCAUUUGAUUAUGUGGAGUUAUCUCCGCUCUCCCCAGGGGAGGAGCGGGAUCUGAGGUCAGAGGAACGCAGGCGCUGGUUUGAAGCUGCUCCUGACACAUCUUCCACUCGUCGUGUCACCCCCACAGGACUAUCAGAAGAGCAAAAGCAGCGACUUAAUGAAGACAUUGAGGCUAAAUGGAAAGAGCUUGAGCGCUUGCCCUUGCGGGAGACAAAACAAACAUCCCUUACCUGUUUGCUGGGUGGAAGCAGAAGCAAAACUGGGGGAGAAAACACCUCCACUCUUGAAAGACAGAUUCAGAGUUUAAAGAUGCAGCUGGAGAAAGCCAAGAAGGAAAUAGAAGCUCAGAAGGGAGACGGUGAGAGAACUGUUCCUCAUGGCUUCAUCUCUCAGGAAGCAUGUGAGUACAGUCUUUCGCAGAUGGAGAAUUCACACAAGCAGCUUUUGUCUGAACUUCAGAGACACCACAAGUUGGAGAUUCAGAGACUGCGACAGGAGAAGGACCAGCUGUUGGCAGAGGAGACUGCAGCCACAGCCUCUGUGAUUGAGGCAAUCCGGGCUGCCCACAAGGAGGAGCUGCAAAGAGAAGUAGAGAAAGCUCGAACAUUCCAACAUGGCGGGUCAGCAGGGAAUGAGAUGAUCCGGCGGCAGCACCAAUCUGACAUGGAAGCCCUGAGACGGGAACUGCAGACCUUAUCUGAGCAUUACUCACAGAAGUGCCUGGAGAUUGGAGCAUUGAACCAAGCUGCAGCGGAGCGGGAGAGAGAGAUGCAAAGAUGCCAACAGGAAGGACAGGAACUACUGAGGCAGAAUCAGGAAUUAAACAGCAGACUGUCAGAAGAGAUUUCAAAACUCCGCUCUUUCAUGGCGGGUAAUGGCCCAAACGAGGGACAGUUACAAGGUGGAGAAAAAAGCAGUGCUGAGCUGGAGGUUUUACUACGAGUAAAAGAGACAGAGUUGCAAUAUUUAAGAAAAGAGGUCUCCUGUCUUCGUGAGGAUCUCCAAAACAUGCAGAAGGAUAAGCGGUAUGCUUCCGAAAAAUACAAAGAUAUCUACGUAGAACUCAAUAAUAUCAAGUCUCGCUCAGAGCGUGAGAUUGACCAGCUGAAGGAACAUCUGCGGCUCGCUAUGGCAGCUCUACAUGAAGAGGCUGUUUUGCGCAACAGUAUAGGAGAGUAAUGGUGAGAGCUGUUCAUACCUUUUCCUAUUAAUUUGCUGCCUCAUCAUGAAGAUGGAUAUCGUACACAUGCAGCCACCGUGACAUCACCGAGGUUCCGCCUCUGCCACAAAACUGCUUUUUUUUUAUAUGUGAAUCACAGAAUUUUAUACAAUCCAUUAUUAUUAUUAUUGUUAUUAUUAUUUUUUAUUAUUAAAUGGGGGGAUCCUCUUCUGCGUGUCUGAGACAAUGGCACUAGGUCAUAUAGCCCAUGAGUGGUGUCACCAGGUUUAAGGCAUUCUUGCAUACCCUCUACAUUACUGUUACGUAUGGGAAAAUGAUUGUAUUUAAAGCUCAACUGUGUAUGUGGAUAUGUUCGCUGGUGGUGUAAAUGCACUGGGCGUGAUGAUUGUGAAAUGUGGUAGAGCACUGGCAGUGGUGGGGUGGAGAAAAAUAAGAAUUUACUUACCGA